UAUGACGUCAUCACAGCGGAUCUGUGAGCACAGCGGCUCUUGAGGAGAUUCUCCCCCUGAAACAUGCCUCUGCUCCCCGGGGCCGACACGGGGAACGUGACCGGGCCCUGGAGCCUCGCUGCCGCCUGACCCGGAGACCCACGUCCCCGCAGCGACGCCACCGGAGCCUCGGAACCAGCCGGAGGCCACGGGGCCCGCUUCAUCGACCCGAGAGAAGAUGGCGGAGUUCUCUCCCGUCCUGCCGAUGCGGGAUGGAGGAGGAGGAGGUGGAGGAGGAGGAGGCCGGUUCGGUCAGCCCAUCUUCCCCCGCUCCAGGUCCGGCUCCGAGUCCGAGAGCGAGCUGUCCCAGAGCCUGGCCCGGACCAAGAUCCGGUCCUACGGCAGCACCGCCAGCGUCACGUCCUCCCUGGGGGAGAAGUACAUCGAGCAUCGGGUUUCACACAGCGACACUCUGCAGGGCAUCGCGCUGAAGUACGGUGUCACGAUGGAGCAGGUCAAGAGAGCCAACAAGCUGUUCAGCAACGACUGCAUCUUCUUGAGGAACAACCUCAACAUCCCUGUGGUGUCCGAGAAGCGCUACACAUUUAACGGACUCUCUCUGGAGUCGCCCGACGGGGACGGUGAGACGGCGUGCCAGGAGGCGGACUCGCCCUGCAUUACGCCGGAUAUUGAGGGACCCUCGCCGCCUCCGUCCCCGCCAUCGGAGAACUCCAAACCCACCCAGCCAGAGGAGCUGUCAGCCAAAGACUUCUUACACAGACUGGACUUGCAAAUAAAACAGUCAAAGCAGGCGGCGCGGAGGCUGAAAGAAGAGGAAGUAAGGAGCAACGAAGACGACUACUUGGCCCCUACAACGUCGUACCAGGAGAUAUGAGAGACUGUUUACCUGAGGCCCUGUUCCGGAAGCACACACACAACCACAACCACAAUCUCCUUACUUUCUUUCUUUCUGUUUUUUCUUUUACCGAACCACGUUGAACAAAAGUGUCAUGUUUGCCUUUUUAUUUAUUGUUUUGCAGUUAUCAUGAUGUAUACGAUUGUUUUGUUUUGUGUACAGUGUUACAGGGAGAGGGAAUCAGAGCACAUGUGCCCAUCCACUCAUCUUAUGCUUCUGAAGCUGCUGUACAGAACGCACCUGCUGCACACACACACACACACACACACACACA
This is a messenger RNA of Limanda limanda (common dab), 1169 nucleotides long. RefSeq names its product LysM, putative peptidoglycan-binding, domain containing 2 (gene lysmd2). The transcript has 3 exons. The record is from RefSeq and is a predicted model, not a curated record. Lineage: Eukaryota; Metazoa; Chordata; Actinopteri; Pleuronectiformes; Pleuronectidae. Bases 218 to 874 code for a protein of 218 amino acids.